This is a messenger RNA of Emericellopsis atlantica, 2067 nucleotides long. RefSeq lists its product as uncharacterized. The record is from RefSeq and is a predicted model, not a curated record. Lineage: Eukaryota; Fungi; Ascomycota; Sordariomycetes; Hypocreales; Bionectriaceae. The coding region runs from base 1 to 2067 and encodes 688 amino acids. The transcript has 3 exons.
AUGACCCCCAGCCCACCUUCUCAAAGCCAACUCGAGCGAGAACAAGCUCUCGCUGAAGAACACACUCGAAAGGAGCGAGCAAAGUUCUUUGACCAACUCCGCGAAGAGAUAGAGAGAUCCUCUAGAGCUCCGACGAUGGAGGAAGCAGACACUUCUUCGUCCAACAAGCCCUCUGUGCGUGAGAAACUCAUUCAUCGUCUUGGAAAAGUCUGGGGUGAUGAGGCCAGAGAGGAGUUCGCAGCCGAAACGGACAAUUUCAUCCGCUAUGUCGUCAAGCUGGAAGAGAAGCCGUUCCCCAACGUCCUGGAGCAGUUGGAGGCCGCUAUGCAGAUAAGGAGAGACAACACUGGAGGCAACAAAUACAGGACGAAAUUGACAGUCCCUGACAUCCAGGUGGCCGCUGACAAGCUGGGCAUUACAAUAUCCAGGCUGCCCACCACCAAGAAAAGAGGUCGAGACAGCAUGACUGAGCCUCCUGACGAGAAGCCUAGCCCUCCUCCGUCUAGCACACCUCGCAAGAAGCGAAAGAACUCGGCCUCGGAAGCUUCUCCUUCUACCAAGUCCAAGAUCAUCGACAACGUCUUUACGCCUGUUAACUCUGGAAAAGCAAACGCGUCCUCCAAGAAGAAAGCCGGCAAGUUACCACAGAUUAGCAACACAAUGGAGCUCAUCAUCGCACCUGCGGCCCGACGCUCAGCAACCCCGGCGCCCGACACGGAACAUGAAUAUGGCGGAGACGCCCCAGAGCCGUCGAGUCCUUUCAAGCUGACACAUACUCCGCGCCCCCCACCACCGCCUGCCCUCGUUGAGAGUUCGAAGCUCAAGCAUGAGAUUCACCUCGAGGACACCAAGGAAACCCUGAAGGUCGAGAAGACGCUGACUUCUGUCCCUUCAGUCCGCGCAUCGGAGGACCGUGAGGACACCAAAACGCUCGACACUAUUGAUGACGACCGCAGCAUCGACCUUGAACAGGAGUAUUUCCACGAGGGAAAUGCUCCAAGUGUCAUCGAAGAAAUCAAGUCCGCCCUCGAAACGCCGGCCAAUGAGGCCAUCGUGGAUGUGAAGCCCACAUGCGAAUUCGACGAUGCGAUUCAGCACCAGCACGUUUCCGAGCCUCGUGCAUCUGUGGACGAGACAGCUGCCGCGCAUGCAGAUGGAGGCCACAAAUCUGCGCUUGAGACAACGCCGUUGCCUAUCACGCCCCAGAGUGCGAAGUUCGAAAUCCCUAGUAUCACUCAACUGCCGGGACCCGAACGUAUUUCAUCCGGGGAGCUGACCGAAGCCUCCAUGAAAACAUGCAUCAAGCUCGUCGCGGAGUGCUCCAUCUGUCCGACGACCUUCCUGGAUGCUGAGCUCGACCAGCCGUUGACUAACAACAGCGCUGGCACGACUGGUUCCAUCUUUUCCAUCAUUGGUGUUCCGGUCAAUGAGCGUUCAGGCGAAUCAGUCAAUUCAGGUGAGAAGGACGCCUCCAACUCGACGCUUUGGUUCCUUCUGCACGUUGACGAACGCCACCGUUUCGUCUACGCGUACGACUUCUGUCCCUCUUUGGGCCUGCAGCACCACGUCCGCACAUACAUCACCGACGUCAUGAGCAAGGCUCUCCAAUUCGACAAGCCACCGCGCGUGAUUCCCACAUCACCCGUCUGCCUCGAGAACGCCAAGGACAGCGGCUACAUGGUCGUGGCCGCCGCCUGCUACAAGGCUGCUGGCUUCGACAUCCCCUCCACCGAGGAUUGCGCUGGCAGUGUUACCCAGCAGCAGGGCGUUCCGUCUUUCGCUCAGGAGGUGGCUCACAUGUAUCAGGAGUUGGAAGUACUCCAAGCUCGGGCGAAGCAGUGCAUGGAGCUGGCCGCAGCACACGACGACGACCCGCCGCCUUCUGCUGUGGGACCCAUGGAGGUCUUCCGAUCGCUUGCCGCAUCCGCUCCCAGUGGCGAGGUGACGCAGCGCAUUGCUGGUGUGCUUCAGCUUUUGGAAGACAUUGAGGGUCGAGACGGGGAUCAAUUUGCUAAGUACGUGGAUUUGAUGGGCGACACGAUGAAGCAGCUUUCUGGGUUGUAUUAG